This is a messenger RNA of Danaus chrysippus (African queen), 1626 nucleotides long. NCBI's taxonomy places the organism in Eukaryota, Metazoa, Arthropoda, Insecta, Lepidoptera, Nymphalidae. The record is from the annotation of a GenBank genome assembly.
AUGUACGCUCUGUGUGUAUUGUUGUUGUGUGCUGUUUGUGUACGUAGUGAAAAGUUUUACGAGUUAAACAUUAUUCAUUAUAACGACUUUCAUGCAAGAUUCGUAGAAACUAGUCCGUCUGGAUCUGUGUGCAAUCCGUCGGCAGCUCCUUGUAUCGGAGGCUUCGCUCGCCUCGCGACCCUUAUUAGAGAUGGACUUGAGAGGAAUCCAGACUCCUUAGUAUUAAACGGAGGCGACUCAUUUCAAGGAACUAUCUGGUAUAACUUAUUGAGAUGGAACGUCACUCAGGAUUUUAUGAAUAUGAUCCAUCAUGAUGCACAUGUAUUAGGAAAUCAUGAGUUUGAUAAUGGUAUUGAAGGUCUCGUUCCAUAUCUUCAACAUCUCAAAUCUCAAGUUGUUACCGCAAAUAUUAUCGACGAUGAUGAACCAACGAUACAAGGACUGUACAAGCCUAGUAUUGUAGUCGAAAAGGGAGGUCGGAAGAUUGGAAUAAUAGGUGUUAUAAUAUCAAGUACUGACGAACUAGCAAGUACAGGAAAUUUAAAGUUUACGGAUGAAAUUGAAGCUGUUAGACGAGAAGCUGAAAAGUUACACGAGCAAGGAAUAAAUAUCAUUGUAGUUCUAUCACACUGUGGAUUAGAUAUAGAUCGUAAAAUAGCCCUUAAUGCUGGUCCCCAUAUCGACAUAAUUGUCGGAGGUCACAGUCAUACACUUCUAUCAAACAGUGACCCUCCAGAGGGCUCUACUUGGACUCCAUUGGGACCUUAUCCCGUUGUUGUAGAACAGGCAACGAGAUCUGUAUUGAUCGUUCAAGCUGGAGCUCAUACAGCAUUUUUAGGAGAAAUUAAACUUAAUUUUACUGAUAACGGAGAUCUUAUUAGUUGGGUUGGAGAUCCUCAUUAUAUAGGCAACAAUGUUGUUCCAGCUCCUGACGUCUUAAAAAAAAUUAAUGAGUAUCUGCCAGUUAUAACUGAACAAGCAACUGAAUUGAUUGGAAUCUCAAAAGUCCACCUGUCCUCAAGGUGUAAUUGUGGAGAAUGCAGUCUCGGCAGUUUUAUUUGUGAUGCAUUCAUGCACGAAACUGUUGUAAAAUCAGGAAACAAUAAGUGGAACGAGGCAAACUUUUGCUUCGUUAACACUGGUGGUAUACGUUCCGACGUCGAAAGUGGAAAUGUGACAUUUGAAGGGAUACUUCUCUCAACUCCGUUUGAGAAUAAUGUAGAAAUAUUUGAUCUAAGGGGUGAUCAUGUCAAGGAAAUGUUGGAGUAUGCUGUGGCUAAUGACCCGUGGCCUGGAGCCAUGAUGGUUCAGGUAUCAGGGAUGCGAGUUAUAUUUGAUGGCGCCCGACCCGUGAAUAAUAGAGUUGUAAACGCUACAAUAAGGUGCAAUUAUUGUGAUAUACCAAGAUACGAACCUCUGGAUCUGAACAAAUAUUACAAAAUCGUUUCACAAUCUUUCAUCGGAGGUGGUGGCGAUGGAUUUAGUAUGAUAUCAAAUAAUCGUCAGAACGUAGAAGUGUUGGGUGUUGAUUACGACAUACUGUUACAGUACGUGAGACAUCAGUCGCCGAUCAUGAAGGACUUGGACGGACGGAUACUUAUAACAGAUGCAUGUAUGGAGAACUGA